GCGCGUCCGUUCGCUGAGGGAGGGGGGCGUGACGUCACCGCGUAGGCGCGUCCGCCCGUGCGUGACGCUCCCGCCAGUGCCCAACAUGGCGGCGGGCGGCGGCGGCGGCGGCACCGCCGGCGGCUGCGGGGGGACGCCGCUCUCGCCGGGCCCGUUCCUGCCGCCGCUGCUGCUGCUGCUGGCGCUGCCCGGCGGCGCCGUGCCCGCGGCCGACACCGUCGUGCUGGGGCUGCGCCUGGAGGAGAGCACCAAACCGGCGGCGGCGGCGGCGGUGGCGGCGGCGGCGGCGGCGGGGGGCGGGCCGGCGGAGCGCGGGCCUAUCCGCCUCACGGAAGGCAGCGAGGCCCUGCUGCGCCUCUACGGGCUGGGGCUGGGCCCCGGCGCCGCCGAGCGCGUGGCCUUCGCCGAGCUGCGGCCGGGCGGCAACGCCUCGAGCGGCAACGCCACGUGCCAGGAGCGCUCGCAGGACCUGGUGGUGCGGCCCGGCCCCGCCGAGCCCCGCGACACCUCGGCCCUGCUCCGGGUGCGGGUGCAGCCGCUGCGCAAGGACGAGAGGGCCAAGACGUACGUGCUGUGCUCGCAGCGCCGGCCGGGCCAGCCCUGGCUGCCGCACCAAGGGCCCGACGGGCACGUGGUGGUGCUGGAGGAGAAGAAGUCGCUGCUGCCGCUGUGGCUGCAGGUGAUUCUGAUCGCGGGCUUGCUGGUGCUGUCGGGGAUGUUCAGCGGGCUCAACUUGGGCUUGAUGGCCUUGGAUCCCAUGGAGCUGAGGAUCGUGCAGAACUGCGGCACCGACAAGGAGAAGCGUUACGCCCGCCGCAUCGAGCCCAUCCGCAGGAAGGGGAACUACCUGCUCUGCUCGCUGCUGCUGGGCAACGUGCUGGUCAACACCACGCUGACCAUCCUGCUGGACGACCUCAUCGGCUCCGGCAUCGGCGCCGUGGUGGCCUCCACCAUCGGCAUCGUCAUUUUCGGCGAGAUCGUGCCGCAGGCGCUGUGCUCGCGGCACGGGCUGGCCGUGGGCGCCAACACCAUCGUGGUCACCAAGUUCUUCAUGCUGGUGACCUUCCCGCUGUCCUACCCCAUCAGCAAGCUCCUGGACUGCGUCCUGGGCCAGGAGAUCGGCACCGUCUACAACCGGGAGAAGCUGGUGGAGAUGCUGAAGGUGACGGAGCCCUACAACGACCUGGUGAGGGAGGAGCUCAACAUGAUCCAGGGAGCGCUGGAGCUGCGCACCAAGACGGUGGAGGACGUGAUGACGCCGCUGCAGAACUGCUUCAUGAUCAACAGCGACGCCAUCCUGGACUUCAACACCAUGUCGGAGAUCAUGGAGAGCGGCUACACGCGCAUCCCGGUCUACGAGGACGAGAGGUCCAACAUCAUGGACAUCCUCUACGUCAAGGACCUGGCCUUCGUGGACCCCGACGACUGCACGCCCCUCAAGACCAUCACCAAGUUCUACAACCACCCCGUGCACGUGGUGUUCCACGACACCAAGCUGGACGCCAUGCUGGAGGAGUUCAAAAAGGGGAAGUCCCACCUGGCCAUCGUGCAGAAGGUGAACAACGAGGGCGAGGGUGACCCCUUCUACGAGGUGCUGGGGCUGGUGACGCUCGAGGACGUCAUCGAGGAGAUCAUCAAGUCGGAGAUCCUGGACGAGUCCGACACCUACAUUGACAACCGCAGCAGGAAGAGGGUGUGCAACCAGAAGAACCGACGGGACUUCUCGGCCUUCAAGGACCCCGACAACGAGCUGAAGGUCAAGGUGUCACCUCAACUCCUGCUGGCCGCCCACCGCUUCCUGUCCACCGAGGUGACCCUCUUCACCCCCAACUUCAUCUCGGAGAAGAUCCUGCUGCGGCUCCUCAAAUACUCGGACGUCAUCCAGGAGCUGAAGUUCGACGAGGAGAACAAGAAGUCCCCGCGGCACUUCCUGUACUGCAAGAACAAAGCGGCCGACUACUUCAUCCUCAUCCUGCAGGGCAAGGUGGAGGUGGAGGCUGGCAAGGAGUGCAUGAAGUUCGAGGCGGGAGCCUUUUCCUACUACGGGGUGAUGGCCCUGAGUCCUCCUCCUGGAUCUGAAAUCCGUUCCCCGUCCCACAUGAGCGGCCUGAACCGCUCGGCCUCGCUGAGCUACCACGAGCGCUCGGACUCGGGCUCGUCGCCGGUCAGCGGCAGCAACAACCAGCUCAACGCCGGCGGCGCCCAGUACGUGGCCGACUUCAGCGUCCGCGCCCUCACCGACCUCCAGUUCGUCAAGAUCACGCGGCAGGAGUACCAGAACGGGCUGCUGGCCUCGCGCAUGGACAGCUGUCCCCAGUCCCCCGACAGCGCCGCCCCCAAAGCCGACGCCGCCAUCCCGGAGAAGCCGGAGCCGCCGGCGCCGGCGGACGAGACCACGAGUUUGCUCAACGAGAGGAACUGCCUGAGCCGCCGGAGCAACCACAGUGGCCUGGAGAACUCCAUCUGA
Messenger RNA from Vidua macroura (Pin-tailed whydah), 2467 nucleotides. It is a transcript of the gene CNNM4, whose product is annotated as cyclin and CBS domain divalent metal cation transport mediator 4. The transcript has 7 exons. The record is from RefSeq and is a predicted model, not a curated record. Gene Ontology annotation, biological process: magnesium ion homeostasis; magnesium ion transport. Gene Ontology annotation, cellular component: plasma membrane. Lineage: Eukaryota; Metazoa; Chordata; Aves; Passeriformes; Viduidae. Bases 86 to 2467 code for a protein of 793 amino acids. Gene Ontology annotation, molecular function: sodium ion transmembrane transporter activity; magnesium ion transmembrane transporter activity.